AUGGUGCAGACAGAGAGCAGGCUGAAUGGACCCUCCAUCGAUGCGAUGCUACGAGGUCUCACGGAGAGACCCAACGUCCAGUCUACGCUGAUAUUGUCGAGAAGAGAUGGAUCCAUUAUCGCAGCCACGGGGGUCGCGGCUUCAAAGAUGCCGACCGCGUCUACGCCUGCUACAGGAAUUUCAUAUACCAAAUACACGCAGACGCAGCAGGCGGCACCAACUCCGGUCGAGGGUGGAAGCGACGUUACACAAGGAGCAGCUGAGGCCACAGAGACCGCACAAGAGAAGCCGCCCCAGCCCGUUGAGCUGCUGGCCUCCUCAAUUUUCCAAUUCGUCACCAACGCCGACGCGCUGGGUGUGACGCUCGGAACAGUAUCGCGCGGCACAACCGGGUCUGAGGGGCCACAUGGCGGCUCAGGUCACAGCGACGAUACGACGGGGUCCAAACAAGAUGCCGGGAACGAAGAAGAGUCGGACCAGACACGAGGCGAGGAUGACGUGCAGCUAUUGAGGCUGCGGAUCAAGCACCAAGAGAUCAUCAUCUUUCCCGACCCGAACUACAUCUGCUGUGUGAUCCAAAGAACGGGGAAGAUCGGCGCGGUCACGCACCGAUAG
Capronia epimyces CBS 606.96 is the source of this 615-nucleotide messenger RNA. RefSeq lists its product as uncharacterized. Bases 1 to 615 code for a protein of 204 amino acids. Gene Ontology annotation, biological process: microtubule-based movement. The transcript is spliced from 2 exons. The record is from RefSeq and is a predicted model, not a curated record. Gene Ontology annotation, cellular component: cytoplasmic dynein complex; cytoplasm. Gene Ontology annotation, molecular function: dynein intermediate chain binding. Lineage: Eukaryota; Fungi; Ascomycota; Eurotiomycetes; Chaetothyriales; Herpotrichiellaceae.